This is a messenger RNA of Megalobrama amblycephala (Wuchang bream), 697 nucleotides long. RefSeq names its product caspase b-like. The record is from RefSeq and is a predicted model, not a curated record. The transcript has 3 exons. Bases 232 to 651 code for a protein of 139 amino acids. Lineage: Eukaryota; Metazoa; Chordata; Actinopteri; Cypriniformes; Xenocyprididae.
AGGAACGUCUCAAUUCUCAAGGAUGCGUUCUCUGUCCUCCCGUCCUUCCGAGUUCGUUCUUUCAAGGUCGCCUGGCAAGACCGGUACCGAGUUCUUGUAAUAUGCAAAGCGUUAUGGGAAGUCAAGGUGCAUAUUUCUAGAGAAACCUUAAGUGAAAGCGAAACCCCCAAACGAAGGAAGGAAGUGCAGACUGUUGACACGUAAUUUUGUUCAACCAGAGACUGACACAGAAUGGCCACUGCUAAAAGAGUGAUUUAUAACACACUUGAGAAGCUUAAGAGUGAUGAUUUCACAGCAUUCAUCUGGCACCUGGAGAAUCCUACAGAAGGCAUCGAGCCUAUUCCUGAAUCAAAGCUUGAGAAUGCUAAUCGUCAAAAAGUUGUGGAUCUCAUGGUAAAGCAGUACACUGAUAAGGCUGGGACUAUUGCAGUAAAAGUGCUGCGCGACAUGAACCAAAAUGAUCUUGCAUCCGAUCUUGAGCGGAAACUUCAGGGAGAUGUUCCUGCUGGAGGUGGAGCUUCAUCCAGUGGGACAUCUGUAACUCCUCAGACAACUGGAGUUACACAGAAUAUUAAUACUUCAAAUGGAGGAACUGUAAAGGCCCAUGUUAUUCAAGGAGGUGUUUACAACGCACCACUGACCUUCAACUAAUGAUCAGGGAUCUAUCUAUCUAUCUAUCUAUCUAUCUAUCUAUCUA